AAAAUAUCUGGCAAGCGAGACAUUCCGAGACCAAUAAAAUGAGAUUGUUUACCUGUGAUACCACAAUGAAAUUGUGUGCAGAUUAAACCGUGAACGUUAGCAUCUAUUGGAAAUGUUUGUCUAUCUUAGUAAGAAGAUUGCAAUUCCUAACAAUAUUCGGCUACACUGUGUUUCAUGGAAUAGACAACAUGGUUACAUAGCCUGUGGUGGUGAAGAAGGCUUGCUCAAAGUUGUCAAACUUGAAGCGCAAACAGGAAAUGAUUCUAAAGUCAAAGGUCUUGCUGCUCCAAGUAAUUUAUCUAUGAAUCAGUCUUUAGAAGGACAUACUGGAGCUGUUCAGGUUGUGGCCUGGAAUGAACAACACCAGAAACUGACUACUAGUGAUCAAAAUGGACUUAUUAUUGUCUGGACACUUUAUAAAGGAGCCUGGUAUGAAGAAAUGAUCAACAACCGAAACAAGUCAGUUGUUAAAGGGAUGAAAUGGACUUCAGAUGGUCAGAAAAUAUGCAUAGUUUAUGAAGAUGGUGCUGUUAUUGUGGGCUCACUGGAUGGAAACAGAAUUUGGGGCAAAGAAUUAAAAUCUCUUCACUUGGCUUGUGUUGAAUGGUCACCCGAUGGAAAGAAAAUCUUGUUUGGCAUCGCUAAUGGUGAAGUGCAAAUAUUUGAUAAUGGUGGAAACUUCAUUAGCAAAAUGAAAAUUCUUUGUUUGGCCAAUGUAACUGGAGCUAUACAGAUAGCAGGAUUGGAAUGGUAUAAUGGACUUUAUGGCUACCUGGAGCCUAACUGCCCUACAUUAGCUUUGUGUUUUGACAAUGGUCGAUGUCAGAUCAUGAGAAAUGAAAUUGAUGAAGAACCUAUCAUGGUGGACACAGGGCUUCAUAUUGCCCAGAUAGCUUGGAAUCAUACUGGAUCAAUCCUAGCCAUUGCUGGAGCUCAGCCUACAGGUGGUCAAGAGAAGAGCAUCAAUGUUGUUCAUUUUUACACACCAUAUGGGGAGCAUUUACGAAUCUUAAAAGUUCCUGGAAAUGAAAUGUCAUCUUGUUCUUGGGAAGGUGGAAGUCUCAGAGUUGCUCUGGCUGUUGGCAGUUUUAUUUACUUUGCCAAUAUCCGACUGGACUAUAAGUGGGGAUAUUGCACUAACACAGUUGUGUAUUCCUACACCAAACCUGAUCGCCCUGAACACUGUGUAGUUUUCUGGGAUAUAAAAAAUAAUGAGGAGCAGACUGAAACGGCUUUACCAUUUUGGGUGGCCAAUGGAAUAGUUACUGACAAAAAGAAAUUUGUAAAGUAUGUUAAAAAUUUAACUGGCAUAACAGCUUGGGGAGAUUUCUGCUGUCUAGCAACUAAAGGGGAGGAUACCAAUAAUCAGUAUGUGCUUGUCCUGUGCAACUCCAUUGGAACGCCUUUGGAUUCUAAAUAUAUAGAGAUGGAGCCCUUAUAUCUCUGUAUGACAAAGACUCAGAUUAUCUGUGCAUGCAAGGAAGCCUUUUACUGCUGGCAGUUUAAGAAUCCUAAAAAGUUAGCUUCUUUGGAGAUUGCAUCCAAACGCAAAGCAGGAACUGAGAGAUUGGUUCACAUUGAUGACAUUCCUUCUGGCACUGCAACUGGAUUAGAGGAUAUUGACUUUAGACGAGCUUUCACAUCCACUAAAGAUCAAAUAUGUUGUAUUUGUGCUUCAGACAAGACGCUAUUAGUGGGAAGAGAGUCUGGGGCUCUAGUUCGCUACUCACUGCCUAUGAUUGCCCUGACUCACAAAUAUACCUUGUCUGUCCAGCCACACCAGUUGAGCCUGAACUGUACUUCGAGUCGUGUUGCCAUCAUAGAUGCAUCUGGCAUAUUGACGUUCUUCGACCUUGACACAAGAGUGGCUGAUGCAGAUGGAAAAGAAGUAAUAGGGGAGCAUCCAAAGUUUGAGAGAAAAGAUGUCUGGGAUAUGAAGUGGGCACAGGACAACCCAGAAUUGUUUGCAGUGAUGGAGAAAACUAGAAUGUACAUCUUUAGAAAUUUAGAUCCAGAGGAGCCUAUCCAAUGUUCUGGAUACAUCUGUGAAUUCAGUGACCUUCAGAUCAAAUCAGUUCUACUGGAUGAGAUUAUGAAAGACCCAGACAACCCUUCCAAAGAUGAUAUUAUUCAAAUGGAGAUCAAAUCACUCAGAGACACUCGCAAUCUGCUUGAAAAAGUUGGCAUCGCAGAGACUCAGCAGUUCAUAGAGGAUAACCCUCAUCCUAGGUUAUGGAAACUAUUGGCAGAGACUUCAUUAGAACAGCUAAAUUUAAAAGUUGCUGAGACAGCAUUUGUCAAAUGUAAAGACUAUCAAGGAAUAGAGUUUGUUAAAAGACUUGGCAACUUACAAAAUGACAGUAUAAAAAAGGCAGAAGUAGCUGCUUAUUUCAGGAGAUUUGAUGAAGCUGAGAAAAUUUACUUAGACAUUGACAGAAGAGACUUAGCUGUCAGCUUAAGAAAGAAGCUAGGUGAUUGGUUCAAUGUGAUUCAUUUGCUUAAAAAUGGUGGAGGGGGAGAUGAUGUUCAACUAGAAGAAGCCUGGAAUGCUGUUGGGGAUUACUAUGCAGACAGGCAGAAAUGGAGUCAGGCAGUGACCUAUUACUUACAAGGACGUAAUCAAGAGAGAUUGGCAGAGUGUUAUUACAUGUUAGAGGAUUACAAUGGCUUACAUAACAUGGUGAACACACUGCCAGAAAAUCAUAAACUUCUGCCUGAGAUAGCAGCCAUGUUUAGUAGUGUUGGUUUAUCUGAACAAGCUGUUGAAGCUUACUCAAAGUGUAAUCGAGUGAAAGCAGCCAUUGACUCUUGUGUGCAUUUGAACCAAUGGAACACAGCCAUUGAACUGGCCAAAGCCCACAAUGUCAGAGAGAUUGACAUGCUGUUAGCCAAAUAUGCCCAACAUUUGCUGGAGAAGAAAAAAGUGCUGGAUGCUAUCUCCCUGUACAGGAAAGCUGGCCACUACAUGGAUGCUGCCAAACUGAUGUUUAAGAUUGCCAAUGAUCAGAUGAAGAGUCGUAAGAAUCCUUUGAUCAUCAAGAAAAUGUAUGUACUGGGAGGUCUGCUAGUAGAACAGUACCAUGAGGCCAUGAAAUUAACUUCCAGAGCCAAGGGGAAAAAUAAACAAGCUGCAUCAGCUCUUGCAGGUUUCUUAGAAGAAGAUGUUUCAGCCUUGUCAGACACCAACAUCAUAGACAAUGCCUGGCGUGGAGCUGAAGCAUAUCACUUUUAUAUCCUGGCCCAGAGGCAGUUGCAUGAAGGCUAUGUUGAUGCUGCUAUGAGAACUGCUCUCCAUCUGAGAGACUUUGAGGAUGUCAUAGACCCAGUCAAUACUUACUCUUUGUUAGCUCUGGCAGCAUGUGCCAAUCGUGCCUUCAAUGUCUGCUCCAAAGCAUUUAUCAAACUGGAGUCACUGGAAUCACUGACGGCAGAACAAAAGCAACACUUUGAAGAACUGGCCAUGGAAAUAUUUACAAAGCAUAGUCCUAAAGACAUGAGGGCCAACAAAAUAGAUUGUCCAAGUUGCAGUUCUCAAAUGCUUGACUGGAUGACUGUCUGCCCAAGUUGUGACACAAAGUACCCCACCUGCAUAGUUACUGGCCGACCCAUUUUUGAAUAUCAGUUUUGGAUGUGUGGCAACUGCAAGCACAGAGCCCACCAAUCUGAAAUAGCCCACAGGAAGUCCUGCCCGCUGUGUCAUGCCUUGGUUUAAAAUAUAAAUAUAUCAUCAUGCCUUGGUUUAAAGUAUGAAUAUAGUAGGCUCACAUGAGAAACAAAAAGCCAAUUUUAUUUAUACAAACUAAGUUAAGUGAUGUUGAUUACUUAGAGAAAAGACUAAUUCACUUGACUUGAAGUAUGCAACCUCUGAAGGCCUUGUGAAUUAAUAGAUUCAUUUGGGUUUUCCCACUUCCAAUUAUAGUUUUUGCCUUUACUAAAAAGUGCUUGUGAAGAGUACCACUUAGAGAUUAGUGACAUAAUGAUCUGAAAAGCUUGGAAUUCCCACUUAAAAAGAAUAUUGCAUGAUGUAUCCAAUACCUGCACUUAUAUGUCAUACAUUUAGUUGACAAACCAAACAAACCCAAAUAAACCCAACAAAGCUGGGAUUAAAGAUAGCACAUAAAUUAAGUGUUCAACAUAAUCAUUCCCAGUAAGAAGUUUACGGUAAGUUUACUUCUUCUAGUAAUUUGGGAUGCACAAUCUGCAUUAUAUCAUUUAAAAUGUCCUAUCAUCUGAUUUGUCAUAAUAAAUGUCAUGUAAAGUAUCAUAUCAUAUCAUCAGCUGAUUUGUCAUUAUAAAUGUUAUUGAAUGUUAUAUCAUUAUAUGAUCUGUCAUAUAGAAUGUCUUCAAUGUCACAAGAAAUAAGGAUUAUUUCUUUCCUCUUUUUAAAGCUAAAAGCAGUAACAUAUACUUCAUUUAUUUAUUGAUGAUUAGAUUACGUUUUACGUUGAUUAUUUGAAUGGUAUGAACAAAAAUAUGUUCUAGUUUAUUAAUUGCAUUAAAUGUGAAAAGCUGAAUGAACAAUUUCUUAAAGAUCUGAAAAAUGUUGAAAACAUUGCGUCCAUUUUUAUUUUACAAUAUUUUUUGUUGACUUGUAUGUGUAAUAAGAUCAUAAUGUUGUUGUUUUUUUUCUUCUAAAAAUGUUAUAAAAAUAACUAUUAUUGAAAUAAUAUUUAUGAACAUGUUUAUAAAAUGGUACAUGUUUAUAUGUCAAUUUUAUAUUUUUAUUAAUGUUCAUAAUUUCAUUUUCUCAUUGCGUGGGGAUUCUGGGUGCAAAAGACAAAAAAAAUAAACUGAUAUUGAGCACAAUAAAGUAAAUUAUAUGUAGGCCUUUAUUGUUCAAUGGAUGCAAUUCAUAUUUACAGAUAUGAGAAUGCUAACAUGUUAAAAAAUCUAUAAUCUGUGAUUAUUGUAUACAUCUUGACACCAAAAUCCGAAA
Biomphalaria glabrata is the source of this 4936-nucleotide messenger RNA. RefSeq names its product WD repeat-containing protein 35-like. Lineage: Eukaryota; Metazoa; Mollusca; Gastropoda; Planorbidae. Gene Ontology annotation, cellular component: non-motile cilium; intraciliary transport particle A. Gene Ontology annotation, biological process: protein localization to cilium; intraciliary retrograde transport; non-motile cilium assembly. Bases 113 to 3712 code for a protein of 1199 amino acids. Gene Ontology annotation, molecular function: protein binding. The record is from RefSeq and is a predicted model, not a curated record. The transcript is spliced from 33 exons.